Messenger RNA from Xenopus laevis (African clawed frog), 3691 nucleotides. RefSeq names its product fibroblast growth factor 16 (gene fgf16.L). The record is from RefSeq and is a predicted model, not a curated record. NCBI's taxonomy places the organism in Eukaryota, Metazoa, Chordata, Amphibia, Anura, Pipidae. The coding region runs from base 419 to 1027 and encodes 202 amino acids. Gene Ontology annotation, molecular function: growth factor activity. The transcript has 3 exons.
GAGGAGGGGGGGGGGACCCUUUAGCCAAGGGGAAUAGUAACGAGGUGGGGCUUGUAUUUAAAUCUCCAGUAAGUGAAUGUGAAGGGGAGUGUGUUAUGUAUAUAAAGUGCAGAUUUCAUCUCCCUGCUAGACACAGCCAGCUAUGAAAGGCAAGAGGAGAUUAAUGAAGACUCUCCAUGAGAAUAAGGUCACUAGUGCUGGGCACUGCCAUAUACACACACAUACACAUAUAUAUAUACACUCACACUCACACAGGGGCUGCUGGAGCGCACGGGCACACUGACAAGUUGAUGGGCAAACGCAUCUGAUCUCUCGACUCUGUUAACAAACAGAAUUAUUAUUGUUAUAUAUAUAUAUAUAUUUUUUUUUUUUUCCUUUUUGAAGUUGAGACCAGACAACGUGUAACCCCAUUCCUGCCAUGGCUGAGAUUGGGAGCGUUUUGGAUUUUCAUGGAUCGACCUCUUCUAUUGGGAAUGUGCCUUUAGCCGACUCUCCCGGCUUUCUCAAUGAGAGACUGGGGCAGAUAGAAGGGAGGCUGCAGAGAGGCUCCCCCAUGGAUUUUGCCCACUUGAAGGGCAUCCUGAGGAGGAGGCAACUUUACUGCAAGACUGGCUUUCACCUGGAAAUCUUCCCCAAUGGGACUGUACAUGGCACAAGACAGGACCACAGCAGAUAUGGGAUCCUGGAAUUUAUCAGCCUUGCUGUUGGACUUGUUAGCAUUCGUGGUGUGGACUCUGGACUGUACCUGGGCAUGAACGAGAGAGGCGAACUGUAUGGGUCGAAGAAGCUGAACAGAGAAUGUGUUUUCCGAGAGCAGUUUGAAGAGAACUGGUACAACACGUAUGCCUCCACCUUGUAUAAACAUGCAGACUCGGACCGGCAAUUGUAUGUGGCUUUAAACAAAGAUGGCUCCCCAAGAGAUGGAUACAGGACUAAGCGAUACCAAAAGUUCACAAACUUCUUGCCAAGACCAGUGGAUCCUUCAAAAAUACCAGUUAUGUUCAGAGAUCUUUAUCACUAUAGGUGAUAUUCCCAGGCUGCUUGUGCUACAUCAUGUACAUACCCUGGGAUGACUGCUAGACUGCCAUUUAAAAAUGCUUCUUGUAUGAAAGCGUGAUGCCUUUGAAGGGUGUCAAGGGGACAUUUUUAAACAGUUAGAGAGAGAGAGAAGGGAAAGCGCCUUUUGAAUAUAGACCACUUUAUCUUUUUAUUAAGAAGAUAAUUACAUUUGUAAAUAAUUCUAAGACAAUAGGUACUCUGUACCAAACUCUACCAUCAAACCUUUACCACUGGUUUCUAGUCUACCUUUACCACUGGUUCCUAGUCUCUGGAACUCUUUAUAGAUAACUAUUCCUGUGCUUGGUUGAGUUAAGAUGAGGCCUUCAGUAAUGAGUGGUAAGGAAGGCCCUUGCUGCCAUAUUGAGCCUUUCAUUACUGAGUACUUCACAUGAGAGAGUGAUGGUACUUUCUCAGUAUCAUCAUUGUAAAAGGGGACAUGUAUUUGUUCAUGCUUAAAUAGAAAAAAGGGUGAGAUUCUUUUUGGAAUCUAUAAUAAAUAGAAGCAGGAGUAUGUGUAUAACAUGGAGCAAUACUGGUACUGUGGUAUAUAGAUAUUUGACCCCCCCCCCCUCAAUACAAGAGUUUUUCAGAAAUAAAUGUCAGAAUAAACUCAGCCUAAGAAUUCACCUCUAGUAACCAAACCACAAAAAGCUACUAAACGACUGUGAAAAAAAUCACUGAAUUCAUCCACACACGAAAGCUGAACAUUUGACUAGAAGCUCCUGGGAGCUGGGGACAUCUAAAGAUGGCUGAGAUGCUCAUUAUUUCAGAUUUCAGUGGGAAAAAAAACAUUCCAAUAAAAUAUGAAUAAAUCUAAUGGCCAGCAUGUGGCCCUUUAGAUGUUGUUGGACUCCCAGUACCCCCUUGAUAGUGUAUGGUUGAAGGUCUAGUUUUAACAACAUCUGAGGGCCACAGAUCGCUGGCUCCAUCCAACCUCUGAACAACUGCAGAAUUCUGAAGACAAUGCAUCUCUUUUUAAGGACCACUAUACCUUCAUUUUUUCAUGUUCCUUGUGAUUUGUCUAGUGGAAAUGUUAAGGGGUGAAUGUAUAAUUAGUUUCCUUGUGUCUCUUUUCCACUAGCAUUUAUAAGGGUGUUAGCAUUCAGCUUGCAAAUUUAGCCUUGCCUAAGACUCAGCAUCAUUUCCCAUAAGCCCUGUACUGUGUUGUAAUGCCCUAACAAGAAGCUAAAUAUAGGAAUCAUAAUAGCUGGGGCAAGACCCAUGACCUGUACCAUAUAACGAAAGUAGCUUAUGUAUGGUCCCUUUCUAAUGACAAUUCUAUAUGAGGGUAUAAUGGUCCUUUUGAGCAAAUAUAAGCCACUAGCAGCCUCCCGAAUAGCCUCUGUACUAAAUGCCACAUAUGUUAAAGGCAGGUUUGUUUCCUUGAGUAGGGAAAGUAUAUUCUCCCUGUGUUAUUCAGGAUUCUCAGCAUUACCACUAUGUGUAAACUACAACCAAGUGUAUACUUUUUUAACAAAAAGAAAAAAACCCCAAAAAAAAGUCUAAACACAGACCCACUUAUCUAUCAAGCACACAUACCACGAAACAUCUCAGUUCUUAGAAACGUCGGCACUUAAACAAUGAUGCCAAAAUUAUGUUAUUAGUGUAUAGAAAAUCUGUAUUGUUGGUAUGGGAUUUUUGUAUGUAAUUCAGUUUUAAUGUCAUCUCAGAUAUAAAGAUAUGCUAAGAUCUGGUGAAGACCGUUAGUAUGAUAUUGAGACAAUAAUAUCUACAUAUGGGCUGCAAAUACCCACUAUCACACCGCACAUCCCAAUAGGGCAGCACAUACAUUUGCGAUUUGUUGGGUGAUAGUAUGUGGUAUAGGAAUGUUGUAAUGCCUCAAAGUUCCCAGAGUGAAACCGACAUCAUCUGCAGCAGAAGUGGUAUGUACCAGCACUCUGCACUGGAGCUUGGAGACCACUGAGCUGUUCUCUAGGGUUGCCAACUUUCCUAGUAAAUAAUAUUGAAAUUCCUGUUACAUUUCUUCCGUAUUGAUUACAUGAGCACGAACCAGCACUGGUCAAGCUAACCAUGCCCACCACCUUCCUCAGCUUUCCCUGUUAUGAGGAAGCUGGAUUUAUUUGUAGGGAAUCAAGCCUGGCCAGAGACCUCUGUAGCUCUGCUCUGAUUAGGAACUUGGCAUAUCACCUUCCAAGUAACUACAACUUUCUAGCCCAGAUUCGUGUCCAUCUGCCCAUCAAUGAGCAUUGUCUUCUAAGAGGAUCCAAAACCAUAAAGAAUUGGAUACAGCUGUUUCGGAACUGGAUUUUCCAGCAUUUCCCCAAAAUCCAGUGGAUGACGUUCUCCAGAAGUCUUACUUUCGGAUUACAGAAAUAUAUAGAACUUAAUCCCCCUCAAAACACGAUGCUCCUGUUUUCAAGGAACGUUACUAAAGUUACAAGCAUGGACACUGUGCAUAAGGACGAAAAAAAAAAACUAUUUAUGAAAUGUAUAUGAUAUUUAUUUUAUAUAUUUAUUUAUUUCAAAUAAUUUUAUUUUUAAUGAGAGAUGCUUAUGACCAGAUUUUUCAUCAGGAGGAAGAAAAAAAAUGUCCUACUGAAACAUUAAUAACUAAGAAUAAUUUUGAAUUUCUAAGAGCUUAUCGGCAAUAAAAUUGUCUUUAUAUUGUGAA